UGUGCUUCCGUAACCUCUUCACAGUGAAAUAUAUGAAGAAAAUGACUUCAUCUGAUGAAGGCGUCAACUUUGCCGAAUCAUGAAUGCAUAUAUGAGUAUGUGAACUUGCUAAAAAUUGAAUCAUCAAUGCCUAUGUAUGAGAGUAUGUGAACAAGUUAGGGUAUGUGUUGUAAAUAUGAGUGGAAUAGCUUGCUUGCAUUACUUCGAAUUGUUCUGUGAUAUUGUUUCUCUAUAUGCGAGAAUGUGCUCAUUUCAUGAGCUUGACUGUUCGAUUGAUAUGAGAUAAAGGAAUUAAGAUUUGGACAGGGUACUUGGGUAGGGGAUAAAUUUAUGAGAUUAUAGUGUUUGGUUUUUAUUGUGUUGAUGUUGUGUAUGCCAUGAUAGUUUGAGUUGGAGCUUUGAUUCCGGUUUAGGAGCUUUUGUAUAGUUUAAUUCGGCAGUAUUCUCUUAUAUUUUAUUGGUUUAUGCCAUUUACCUCAAGAUCAGAGAUCCAACAUGCUGCAUAUUGCCUGUACCAUCUGCCAACCCUUUAUUACCAUGUGAUGGGAAAGGGAAAUUGAAAACAAAAUGCUGCGGAUGUAAUUACACUUGGUGCAGACCAUUCUGACUUAUAAGUUUGAUCCAUCACAUCAGAGCUUAAAAAAGGGAAAGAAAAGUACUAUCAAUUGUGGCCAUGUAGGGGGUGUUUGGUAUCAGAAUGCAUUCUUUUCCAUUUCUUAAGAAGGAAGAAGCAGCCUUGAAAUGUAGAGCAAGAAAAUAAGAGAGAAGGUAGAGAUAGAAGGAGAAAGAUGUAGAAAUUGAAGAUCUUUGCCAUGGGAUGAAAAAGAGCAUAUGGCCCAUUGGCUGUUGGCGGAAUUGGGACAUACAUGGAAGCAAGGAGAGCUUCUUUACUUGAAAAUGUAGUGAGUACAUGAAAUUGCAUCUUAGUGGAAGUUAUGGAAAAAGAAGAAAAUGUCAGGUGGAACCAAUUGAAACGGGCACCUACUCAUGAUAAAUAUCCCAAAAUAUGGACAGAUAAUCAUUACUGUGUCUGUAUUCAUUGUGUUUUCAGAGUAAGGUCAAUCUGUGUUUAGCAUUUGUAAUCUGACAUUGAAUCAUAGUAAAAUAUGUACACCUUUCUGAAGGUUUAUUUCUUUUAACCUACAAAAAUGAUCUUAAUGAAGAGUUAUUGUCUUGAAAAUGAUAUAGGAAGGUGUUAUAUGGUUGGUUGAUAUGCUUCACAUUGCUUUUCAAGGUGUGAUGUGGUCGGCCACUUGAGGCACUCUUAAUUUUCAUCUGAACUGUGUUUGCUUUCUGCUUUUGGUGACAGGUUUGAGAGAAAAAGUUUGAAGUAAACGAGAAAACAAUGUCUGGUGAAGAGGGUGUUGUAGCGGAGGCACCUGCUCCAACUCCAGCUCCAGCUCUUGGAGAGCCUAUGGACACUAUGACUGCCUUGCAACUUGUGCUGAGAAAAUCACUGGCUCAUGGUGGGCUAGCUCGAGGCCUUCAUGAAGGUGCAAAGGUGAUUGAGAAGCAUGCUGCCCAGCUCUGUGUAUUGGCAGAGGACUGCAAUCAGCCAGACUAUGUUAAAUUGGUCAAAGCACUUUGUGCUGACCACAAUGUAAACUUGAUAACCGUUCCCAAUGCUAAAACUCUUGGCGAAUGGGCUGGUUUGUGCAAGAUUGAUUCAGAGGGUAAAGCAAGGAAGGUUGUGGGUUGCUCCUGUGUUGUUGUAAAGGAUUAUGGAGAAGAAACUGAAGGUCUCCACAUUGUUCAGGAGUAUGUCAAGUCUCACUAA
This is a messenger RNA of Ilex paraguariensis (yerba mate), 1777 nucleotides long. The record is from the annotation of a GenBank genome assembly. NCBI's taxonomy places the organism in Eukaryota, Viridiplantae, Streptophyta, Magnoliopsida, Aquifoliales, Aquifoliaceae.